GCGGACGUGACGAUCAGAUAAGCUUGGAAAUUAUUCUGGACCGUGAAUAUUCUCUGGAGAUAAAACCAUAUUUAUUUACCAUGAAAAACGUUACAUUAUAACUUUAGACGCGCAUUUAUUUCGUUUGAACGUGGUCCCAUCCUGGAGUGACGAUAUUGUGCGAGAUUCGAGGAGAAAAGAGCGUUUCCAACUCCGUCCGUUUCUGCUGCCUGUUGCUCAGCUGCGUCUGAAGAAAACCAGCAUCGAUAAGCGUCGGAUUUGUCUCCACCUGAAAAAUGCCACGGGAUAGCAAGAAGUCUCUCAUUCAGAAAAUAGCCAGCCAAGCCAAUAUCACAUUUAAAGAUUUCAAUGCAUCCGCAAUUGGGGACAACAAAGUAUUAUUGGACAACCGGGGGGAUCUAAUCGCCCUGCUAACGGAAGUCAGGACUGCAGACCUGAAGAUGAAACCGAACGGCUCCCAUUCCGAACACAACCCACCUGUCACGUACAUGCACAUCUGCGAGACGGAGUCGUUCAGUAUGGGGGUGUUUCUACUGAACAGCGGGGCGUCCAUCCUGCUCCACGACCACCCCGGUAUGAACGGGAUGCUCAAGGUUCUAUACGGGAAAGUCGGUAUCAGGUGUUUUGACCUGUUGGAUAAACCUUCGGACCAGGUGCAGAGUGAGACCCAGUUCGACCCGCCGCUGCUGCCGUUCCAGAAGGACUCUCUGCGGCGGGCUGUGCUCCGGUCAACCAUGUGGUUCACCCAUGACAGUAGUCCGUGUAUCUUAACCCCGCAGAGGGAGAACCUGCAUCAGAUCGACACGGUGGAUGGACCGGCUGCUUUCCUCGACAUCCUGGCACCUCCGUAUGACCCUGAAGAUGGGAGGGACUGUCAUUAUUAUAAAGUCCUACAGACUGUUCCCGACGCAGACAGUAAGGUAGAGGCACAGCAGCCGUGGGAGGAAGAGAGGUGGUUACUAGAGAUAGGCCAGCCUGAUGGCUUCUGGUGUGGGGGUGAACCAUACCCCGGGCCCAAGGUUUCCUUCUAAUGCCGGUGUUGUAAAGGCAGGGAUACCUGCGACCAAAUAGGGGCGGCCGAGGACUUUCAAAAGACUGAAUCACUGUGACUGGGACAUGAGUUGGAGCAGGUGAAUGAACUGCAGGUGGAUCAUGUCUCUGGGACAUGAGUUGGAGCAGGUGAAUGAACUGCAGGUGGAUAAUGUCUCUGGGACAUGAGUUGGAGGUGAAUGAACUGCAGGUGGAUCAUGUCUCUGGGACAGGCCUUUUGUUUAAGUAUUGAACUUUCUCCUUAUGUAAACUUCCAAAUAAGAUGUUUUCAUCCUGAACAGGCUCAGAAACGUCCUAUGCUCUUAACACCAUUUAUUUGUAACUGAAAAUAUGAUAUGCCUUAUGUGAAUAUUGAAUGUAAAGCUUUGAAAGC
Oncorhynchus masou masou (cherry salmon) is the source of this 1423-nucleotide messenger RNA. Its product is annotated as 2-aminoethanethiol dioxygenase-like. The transcript has a single exon. Gene Ontology annotation, molecular function: oxidoreductase activity, acting on single donors with incorporation of molecular oxygen, incorporation of two atoms of oxygen. Bases 276 to 1031 code for a protein of 251 amino acids. Lineage: Eukaryota; Metazoa; Chordata; Actinopteri; Salmoniformes; Salmonidae. The record is from RefSeq and is a predicted model, not a curated record. Gene Ontology annotation, cellular component: mitochondrion.